AUGGGUUGCUGCCUGUCCAGCACGGCAGUGGAGCCGUCCUCGUCGUCACUCCAUGCCGCCACGUCAGCAUCGCUUCCCCCUCACAAGCACGUCAAGGACCCCAUGCUGACGUCAGCGACCAAGGUGGGCCCGGAAGGUUCCUUGGAAGCUCACUACAAGCUGGUGGGCAACACUCUGGGGUGCGGCCGCGUGGCCUCCGUCAGAACCCUCUUUCCCCCUGCCUUCUCUCCCUUCCCCCCUCCUUUCCGCCAAUCGCCCCGCGCGCACCACCGCCAUCACUGCGUAUCCCUGUAUGUGUGGGGGGAGGGCAGGGAGGCGGUGGAGAGGGCAACGGGCGCGGUGGUGGCGGUGAAGGCAUGUUCCAAGAAGGUUCUCAAUGCACGCCCGGCCUACAUCAGCCGCGUCAGUGCUGCUCUCUCGCCCACUGCGCCCAUCCCACCCAUCACUCCUGCAUCUGCCUAUCUAUGCUUUCUCCUCCUUUCGUUACUGCUCCUCCUCUCCACUACCCUCUCACUCCAUCUACUCCACCCCGAUCACUCCCACCUCGACCCCCGUCCAUUGCCCCCUCUCCCCGUCAUGCUUCUCCCCGUGCUUCCCCCUUCUUCUCAAGCUCCUUUCCCAACCGCAAUGCACGUCCAUUCCAUUCCUCCCUCAUCCUUCCCUCCCACACCUCAUCUCAACACAGCCACUCUCUUUCCUACUGCGCCCAUCUCUCCCUUCCAUGCCCACCUCCUCUCCCCGUGGCAGCUGUGGGCAGCACCAGCACCGGUCGCACCGCCCAUCAUCCGCCUGCUGGCCACGCACGAGGACAGCCGCCACCUGCACAUCGUCACGGACAAGGCCCAGGGCGGCGACCUCUUCAUGGCCCUCGCUGCGCGCUCCUCCUUCACCGAGGCUGAUGCUGCACACAUUGCGCGGCAGCUGCUGCAGGCGGUGGCGCUGUGCCAUGCGCGGGGCGUCACCCACCGCGACCUGGUGAGGCCUGCUGCAUGCUGGCUGGGCAUGGCCAGUAAUCACAUGCAUGCCGCGAUGGGGCGAUUGAGAGGGGGACGAGCGGGGAAGGAGAGUGGUGGGAAGGAGAGUGGUGGGAAGGAGAGUGGUGGGAAGGAGAGUGGUGGGAAGGAGAGUGGUGGGAAGGAGAGUGGUGGGAAGAAGCCGGAGAACAUACUGCUGUCGGAUGCGCACUCGCUCGCCAUCAAGCUCGUUGACUUCGGCAGCGCUGCUCUCUUCCACCCCGCUCCCACCACCACCGCCACCACCACCAGCACCACUAUCAGCAGCAGCAGCAGCACGGGGGAGGCAGCGCCAGGCGCGGGGAGUAAGGCAGAGCAGCGAGAGGGGAGCCCUGAGAGCACAGUGCAGCAUGGCGAGGCUGUGGUGCCGGGCGCAGAGGGCGCGGUGGUGCUGCGGGACUUCAUGGGCACAGCGUUCUACGCCGCACCUGAGGUGUGGCAACAUGCGUACGGCCCCCAGGCGGACGUGUGGAGUGCGGGCGCCGUGGUGGCCGUGCUGCUCACCGGGCCGCCCCCCAGUGGACUCACUCGCGCCACAGUGCACUCCAAUGCCACGUGGCAGGCCAUGCAGCGCCCCACAGCAGCCCACGCGCUGCUCCACCCCUGGCUGGCCGGCGCUGCAGCCGUUACUGCAGAGGGUGCUGCAGAGGGUGGCGCCAUGGCUGUGACAGGGGAUGCUGCAGGGCAGUGGGCGCAGCCCGCUGUGGCGGUGCGUGGGAGCCCUCAGGCCCGGGCCGCCCACCCUCGUGCCGCGCUCCUUGCGGACGCACGGCAGGCAAGUGUGGGGGAGAGAGCAACGGGGGCUGCAGCAGAGGCGCGGGAGGAGGGGACAGGGAAGGCAGGAGAGGAGGAUGGGGAGAGAGGGGAGAGGGAAGGGGAGGUGGCGGCAAGACGGGUGGGGCAAGAGGAAGAGGCGGUGUUACAGAAGGGGCCAGGGCAAGGAGGGGCAACAGGAGAGGGGCGAGUGAGGGGAGGCGUGCAGCUGGAGGGGUCGCUGCGAGGCUUCCGCCUGUACGCAGCUACCAGGAAGCUUCAGCGCGCGUGCGUUGCCCUGCUGUCGCUGGAGCUCAGCGAGUCGGAGUUCCGCCAGCUCGUGCGCCAGCUGGCGAGUGCCACGUCAGCACCAGGCACGUCACUGGAGGCAGUGAGCGAAGCAGGAGACACGGGUGAGGGGCAGAGCGACCACAGAGGUGAGAAGCAGCAGCAGCAGCAGCAUCAGUACCCCCCUUCAGCCAUGCUGUGUCUGCCAGCACUAGUAGCAAGCCUAGACGCCCUGGGGCACCAGCGGUUGUCACUGCAGCUCAUGGCCGUGCACAGCAGUGUCAUGGCUCAGCAGGCCGUGGCGCCGCCGAGUAUGGUGCACGGGCAUGCGAUGACGGGAGUGGAGAGGGAGGAGCGCGUGCGAGGUGGCUGUGGGAUCGCUGCUGCGCUGGAGAAGCAGCGCCAGGAGCAGCAGCAGCAGCAGCAGCAGCAGCAGGAGGGAGCAGCGACCACCCCUCUCGCCCGUCAACCCCCGGCCGUGCCUCCUUCAUCGUCCUCCGCUACCAUCCCUCCCGUGCCUCUGUUUGACCUGCUUGACUUCUCUGCUCUCGUCACGCGCCACCACGACCUGCACCGCUUGCACCAUGAUCCCCACGACCACCACCACCCCCAAUCCGUCGCCCAUGCUGCUGCUGCUGCGCGGGGUGCUGCAGGUAGAGGAGGGAGGAGGGAGGGGAAGGGGAAGGGGAAGAUGGUUAGUCCGGAGAGCGAGAGCAAGGGCGUGGAGGCUGGGAGCAGCCAUCGUGGCUCGCGGCGGUUCUUAGGGCUUAUGAGGGCAGGCCAGGGGGAGAAGGAAGCAGAGAGUGGUGGUAGUGUGCACGGCGGCAGUCUCCACGGGUCAAGGCGGUUCUUGAGUGCCAUGAGGGCGAGGGAGGGCGAGCAGCACGAGGGGGGCGGCAGCCAGCACGGCUCACGGCGCUUCUUUGGCCUCUUGGGGUGCGGCCCCGCUGGCCCUGAGAGGGCCGCUGUCUCCGCGCUCGCCAUUCGCCACCGCUCACAGCGACAACGCUGGUGGCUGGGCGCGACGACUCAACGCCCGUGCCAGUGCGGGCGGUGCCGGGAUGACGUGGCAGUCACCCGUUGGCCUAAGGAAGAGCCCCCUGGCUCAAGGUGUCCCGCCCAGUCAGGUGGGUGGCAGCAGGGACGAGGGGUGGUGGGGAGCGGUGCAAGCAGUGGUGCCGCCACACUGCCUGCUGCUGCUAGUGCUGGGGCGGGUCGUGCGGAUCGUGGUGGGUUACUGGGUGGGGUGGGCAUGUUGAGUUGCCAGCGCGUGCAGUCGUGUGUGGACCUGGCAGCCAUGGGUGGGGAUGAGUCCAGCCCAGCUGCACGCAAGGGCGCUACCAGAGGAUGGGGUAGGGGGAGGGGGAAGGGGGGGUUCGGGGCCCCGUGA
This is a messenger RNA of Closterium sp. NIES-65, 3444 nucleotides long. The record is from the annotation of a GenBank genome assembly. NCBI's taxonomy places the organism in Eukaryota, Viridiplantae, Streptophyta, Zygnematophyceae, Desmidiales, Closteriaceae.